This is a messenger RNA of Ascoidea rubescens DSM 1968, 2766 nucleotides long. RefSeq lists its product as uncharacterized. NCBI's taxonomy places the organism in Eukaryota, Fungi, Ascomycota, Saccharomycetes, Ascoideales, Ascoideaceae. The coding region runs from base 42 to 2654 and encodes 870 amino acids. The record is from RefSeq and is a predicted model, not a curated record. The transcript has a single exon.
CUACAGUUGAGCAACUGCACCUCGCCCCGAAACCUCCCACCAUGAGCAGCCAGAGCAGCAGCAGUAGCGGCAGCAGCGGCAGUGGAAGCAGCAAGACCAACAAGACCGACAAGAAGGCUGCAACAGACAAUAACCCAUUCAAUCUUGAGUCGUACAUUGGACGCUAUCCUGAUUCACAGCUCACUGAUCCUGAGGAGUCUGAAUCGUUCAACUAUCUUUCUGAUACCAACGACCAAACGUCUGCUGUGGACACAUAUUUGGCUAGCAAGAACAGUGCUUCUGCUUUGAACCACGAGUCUUUUGUGGACUAUGGUGCACAGGUCCUCGAUCGAUGGGCAGACGAGGAUCAUCUUCAUCAGCAUUUCAACGAGAACAAUAUUGAUAACCAGAUUGAUAACACCAUCAUUACAGGCUCAAGAUCUUACAGUGAUUCAAAUCAUUCUGCUGAUUUAUUGCAAAACUCAUCUGUUUCAGACGAAACCCAAAAAAAUACCAUCAGAAACUCCAUGAUCUCGUCUGUCUCGAAACACAUCACAAACAAUAGUAGUAUGAAACUGAACAGAUCAAAGCAAAACACUUCGAACUCCAAUGUGAUAUUAAACCAAUCAAACAUUUCUCUUUCUAAUAUUUCUGGCCACUCCACCCCAAUAUUCAGCCUGAAAGAAGAUCCAACACUCAAAAUAAAUAGAAAUACUAACAAUACCAAAAUCCGGUCUACGAUGGGCAAUCAAGAUACCAAUAUCAAUGAUGACACCAAUAACAACAACAUAAACUACAAUUCAAAUGAUACCAGAAAUACCUAUAAAAGCAACAACAACAACAAUAAUAUUCCAGAGAAAAACAUUAAUCAACUACCAUCCGUUGAAUCUGAAGAAUUUAUAACCCCUUACAAUCAAAAAUCAUAUAAACAAUUCAGCAAUCCCUCCACAAUUCCAACCCCAGCUAUCCCUCUUCAUCAAUCUCAAUCCCAAUCAAAAUAUGAAUUGAAUUCAUAUCCUAAUCAUCAACAGAGCAUUGAUAUAAAUUCCUUGAUAGCCAAUGGGUUUUUAACUGGCUCUAAUAAUGAAAAUGAAAACAGUGGUCAUAAAAAUAGUACAAAUAAUAUGAUUGACAAAGAAAUAUUAAAAAACAUUGUCAGUGAGGUGUCAGAUCAAUUAUUGAAAAAUUUUAAAAAUAUUCUUAACGAGAAAAACAUCAAUUCUGAGUUUAAUCAACAAUCUGAAGAACUCAAACUUACCAACAUAAACCAAAACAAAAAUCCCAGAUUAUUCAACAAUUACAACCAUUUUAACUCAACUACCAACCAUGAUGCACCGGGCUCUGCAACCUAUAUUAAGCGGCUACAAGAAGCUGAAGCCAAUGAAAGAUACAAAUUUAGCAAUGAUCAUUCAAGUGAUCAUUCUGAUCCACCUUCUCCUUCACCGGCGCCGUCAAGAGAAUUAUUAAAAGAAACCACUGGGGAUAAAAACUUGGACAAUCAUUCCUCAUCUAAAAUAUACAAUAAUAAAAGCACUAUACACUCGGAUUUUAAUAUAACUCACUCUCCUAAAAAGAAACAAAUCAACCCAAAUCAACUCAAAUCAGAUUUCCCUUUUGAUACAGUUGAAAGUUUUAAAAGCAGUACACCAUACCUGAAUAACACAAACUCUCAUUCCUCAUCAAAUCAUUUUAGAUCUACUUCAGAACCUGCCAUAAAACCAUCCAAUAAAAAUCAAAAAAUACACUCUUCUAACGAAAAAAACCUUCCCUAUAAUCGUGAAAAAGAAAUCUUAAAUUAUAUAGAAAAUGAAAGAUUGUUAAAAAAAAAUAUAGAAUCAUUACAAAAUGCUCUUUUUGAAAAAGAAGAAAAAUACAAGACUUUGUUGGAAAUCAAACAGAUAGAGAUUGAUUCUUUAAAAUUGGAAAAUUCUGGUUUAAAAGAAAAAUUAAAGCUGAAAACCAGUUUUUCAGAAUCAAACAAUGCUCAAAAUCUCGAAAAGGAAAAACUCUCUUUAAAACUUAAACCUUCACAGCAGAAAGAUGUUAAUAAUAAAGCGGGAAUUCUGAAAAAUUCAAAUGAGUCCAAAAAAGUUUCUAUAACUGCAAAGAAAUCUCUGCAAACGCUGCAAAAAAUAAUCUCAAACAGAAUCAUAUCCAAGUUUGAUUCUUUUCUUGAGUUUUCUAAAAUUGAAAAGUUAAAUGAACUGCAAUCAAAAGAUGUUAUAAAAAAAGUUUGUCUGUUAAUGAAAGUCCCUUUUUCAUCCCUAUUUCAAGCUAUAAGAGGAUCCUUGGAAAUUUGUGAAAAUGAAUCAAUAUUAUUAAAAUUUGUCAAAAAUGUUCAUACCAUGCUUUACUUUGGCAAAAAAAUGCAUGUACCCUCGUUGCUUUCAUCUAUUCCUGUAACUGUUGAAGAAAAUUCAACAAAAACCACAGUUUCCCGUAAAAAACAAUUAACAUUAAAUCAAACAAUUAAAAAAAUUAAUAAUGAAAAAAACGCAUUCAAAGAAUGUUUAGAAGGAAUGAAAGAAAAGGUAAGCAUUUUGGUAACACUUGCAAACUACCAUCUUGAAUUAGCCAGUCAAUCCAAAGACGAAUCAAAUCAAAAGCAAAAAGCAAUGGUAGAAGAACUCAAAAAAGAAUUUGAUAUUAUUUCUAAUUGGCCCGUGAAACAGUAAAUAAAAUUUUCUAAAACAUUGGUAUUAAAUUAACUAAUUGUGGAAAAAAUAUAAACUGAUUGGAGGGUAUAAAUAAUAAAACAUGAAUGAAAAUACAUUUUAUGAAACACUU